AAACUGGUCAACGCUACCGAAGCCAUUCCACACACCACGAACUUAGAACCUGGGGAAGCAUCGUUCCACUCGGCUAGUGAGAAGCCUUGUGAUGAUGGUGGUGGCGAGGCUGACACAGGAGUGGCCCAGCUGGUUGAGGCCAUGAAGGAACUCUCUGCCAACUACAACAAACUGCUCAACUUCUCCGUUGUGCCCAGUCAUGCCGUCACCACCUUCGAGGAGGACUUCCAUAAGCUGGCCGAUAUCGCGCAUAGGGUCAAGGACUUGUCUAAGAAACCGGAGGCGCCUACUUCAACCGGAGUUUACUACGACAGUGGUGGCAGCUUCGCUGUGGAGUCAGUAACACCUGCCUCGCCCACGGCCUGGGGUGUGGAGGGGACCGAGAGACCGAGCAUCGUAGAGAGCCUCAGCAGCAACGUGACAGUCCGGGCAGGAGACACCGCCACUCUCACUUGUCAUGUUAACAACCUUGGAGACGCCACCGUAUCUUGGGUGCGCAACAAGGACCUGAGUAUCGUGGCUGUGGGUCCCUUCGUAUACGUCUCCAGCGAUCGCUUCCAGGUGAGGCGACAUGAAGAAGAGCACCAGCUGAACAUCCUGCGGGUGGAGGAGAACGACCAAGGCGUCUACGAGUGCCAGGUCUCCGUGGAACCCCUUGUCAUUCACCAGAUUUGGCUCACACUCUACUCUGAUGUGGAGGAGGAGGAGGAGGAGGAGGAGGUGGAGGUGGUGGCGGAGGAGGUGGAGAUCCCCAACAUCGUAGAGAGCCUCAGCAGCAACGUGACAGUCCGGACAGGAAACAUUGCCACUCUCACUUGUCACGUCAUUAAUCUUGGAGACUCCACCGUAUAUUGGUACCGCGACAGAGACAUAAAUGUGUUAGCAGGUGGAUCUGACGUCUUCAUAAUGGACGAACGCUUCAGGGUGGUGCAUGACAACUCCGAGGACUGGAAGAUUGAGAUAACAGGUGUUCGUGCGUCCGACGCUGGAUGGUACAAAUGUGUUGUGAUCGCACCGUCCGUUAUCAACCACAAAAUCUAUCUUGCAGUUGAGGGAAGAGAGGCGAGGAUAGUGACAGAGGAGAGCAACAGAAACGCUACGGUGAAGGAGGGCGACACAGCCACCCUUAACUGCAGAGUUAAAAACUUAGACACAGACACCGUCACGUGGACGCGAAUGCGUGACCAGUAUAUUCUGACGGCGGCGGAGUACACAUUCUCCCCUGACGAGCGCUUCUCCGCAGUACACGAAGGCGAGGAGUGGCGACUACAGAUAGAUGCUGUCAACAAGAGGGACGAGGGAGAGUACGAGUGCCAAGUCUCCACCACCCCGGCCACAACACAGGUUUUCUUUCUUAAGGUCAUUGAGACACAAGGAGCACCUGGAGAGGUGUCAGUGCCGUCGGCGGCGGCAGAAGAUAGCAACAAGGAGGUGUGGGUCGUUCCAGGUGACACCGCCACCCUCACCUGUCCAAUACUAGACCCCGGCAACGAUUCAAUCCCUACUGGCCCAAGAUGGAUGUAGCACCGACGGACGUUCACACAGUAGAGGGCAAGACGGUGACCUUGACCUGCCGUGCCUCAAGUCAGGUGCAACCCGUAAUCACCUGGACCAAAAAUGACCUCCCCUUGACUUCUGACCGCUACCAGAUCACCCACGAUGGAGACCUUGUUCUCAGUGCUGUGAGUGUGAGUGACACGGGGCAUUACGUGUGUAGUGCUGUUAAUCCCUACGGCAGUGUGGAGAGCGGUGCCCAGCUCAGGGUAGAGGAAACCACCAGGAUCAUCAGGGCGCCCAGAGACCGUGUCCGAGGCAGGGGCGAGGCUGCUGUCUUCAGGUGCAAAGUAGCCGUUGAUAGCGACUUGGAGCUGAAUGUCAAUUGGCUGGUGAACGGAGUACUCGUUGACUACGACAAGAACCCCAGACUAUUGAGACAACCCAAGAAUGGCCUAACGGUGAGCCUGGUAACUGAGGAUGACGCUGGGGUUUACACCUGCGUGGCCUCCACACCCCUGGAUAGCGUCAACGCUAGUGCUACGCUCACCGUCAGAGGAGCAGGGAAGUCAUCAAAGCCCGUGCCCAUACCGGAUGUCAGAGUGCCCCCAGCCCGACACGAUAGUCCGUGCCCACCACCCUAUAACAGAAUUAAAGAUACACUUUGUAUCCUUCAAGUGACAGACCAGAAAAUGAACUGGAGAGACGCUCGUGAAUACUGCAGGAGCGAGGGCGGAGACCUGGCCUGGGAAACCGACAACAUCGUUCUGAGGACCUUCUUGGAGGAGCUUUAUGGCCUUGGUGGUGUUUCAUGGACGCAAUGGCCGUUCUGGGUGGGUGGGAGAGAACAUCGAGAAAGUACUAGUGAAAGUGAUAACAAUGACAAUCUCCGCAAAGGAGGAAGUACUGCCAGUGGCAAAGGAGGCACAAUGGAACCGGAAACAAAGGAGGUGCAGGGAGAGGCAGUAAUAAAGGAGGUGGCAGCAACAGAGUGUGGCGGUGGGUGGAUGCAACACGGGUGUCAGCUGAAGGUGUGUGGGCGCCUGGACAGCCACGACAUUACAGGCUCGCGGAUUCCCCGGACGGUGUCUGUAUGAUCCUGGACGGAUACGUGGGAUACCGCUCCACGGCACUACCCUGUCACCUCAGACGACGCUUCCUUUGUCGACCUCUCGUCCAAUGAGUUUAUCACCGUCUACCUUUAACUAAGCUUAAAGGUCCUAAAAAAUUAAGUAUGAGAGUUCCUAGCGAUGUGUUAUAAUAUAAUGUAAGACCAACUUAAAUUUUCUCAUUUUAAAACCAAUCAUAGCAAUUGCUUUAUUUGAUGAUGUGAGAACAUGUUCUCACAUCUCGAGUUUCCGAGGUGUGAGAACAUGUUCUCACAUCUCGAGUUUCCGAGGUGUGAGAACAUGUUCUCACAUCUCGAGUUUCCGAGGUGUGAGAACAUCUUCCAAAUAAGAUUCAGGCAGGAAUUAAUGAAAACCGAUGGAAUAAUCCAUAAGACUGGAUCAUCCAAAAUGGAACUGUUGAUGGCUGUUCAUUUUAUUGCAUAACAGCUGUGGUCUAGAUGCCCAGGAAGUUGAUCCAGGUGAGGUAACUGGGAAAACAUUGACCUUAUACAUAUCAGUAAGAGUCACCGGCAUCCCUCUAGUGCUGAAGUCUCUAAUGCAACUAGAAUGAACUACGAUACGGGUGGGGUUAGAACCCAUGGGCCAGCUGACUACAAUAAGAUUCAUCCAGCUAGAUAUAUUUAUACACCACAGGGAGGUUAGGAUGGGCCACAAUGGGGCCCGUGCUACCCUCCCUAAUUUAUUUUUAACUUAAAUUAAUUUAAAAUUUCUUAAAAGCUGGUCAGUCUUUGUAAAAAGUUAGGAUUGAUUUUAACCUCCGAAGGUCCCGGUUCGCAUUUUUGGACGAAAUUGGAAAAAAAUUGAAAUUCUGACGCAUGUGACUGGCUUUAAGAUUUCCUUGCUCAUGACGUGAUAAUGCAACUUAUGAGUGGAUUCAAACUAAACGUGGUUGUGCAUUUUUGAACUUUUUCUCACUUUAAAAGGUUUAAUUAGAUUUGAACCGUAUAUAUCCUAUUUUACAAUUUUAAUGAAGAAAUUUAUAUGUUAGCUUCGAUGAUGAAUUAGGAAUGUCACUUUUAAUUCCCUUCAAAUCUUCAGUGUUAAUAUAUAACGGCAUUAGCAUCUUAUGCCGCACUCUGCACUAUUCCAAUUGCGUGCAGUGAGGCACAAGGGACAGGGAUUAUGGAAUACAGGGAUACUUUCCUCGGGUCGCCCAGCGACCGAAAUCCACUAGGUAAUUUUAGCUACUAAUGUAUAUAUGUAUAUUGCUAUUUUUAAUUUCGGGUAUUAAAAUAAUUAUGUUUAUUUUUUAAUUUUUCAUUGUUUUUCACCAAUGUUUAUAAAAACUUUAAACUAUACAAAAUGUAUCAGCUAACUUAGUUUAAUAAUGGAGAGAGGUUGCUUAAGUUUAAUGAUGGAGAGAGGUUGCUUAAGUUUAAUAAUGGAGAUAGAGGUUACUCAAGUUCUGAACUGUAAUUGCGGAUUCUGAAAAUCAGUUUAUUAAAAUAAAGUACGUUUUAUCAGUUUUAAUUUUUUUAAAGCUUUAAAUUAACAGUUUCAUGUAACUGGAAAUUAUUCAGACUUUUAUAUUCUUAAUUGAUUUCUGAUUAUGUUUGUAUCAUAUUACUAAAUAUGGAGAGAGAUUCAGAAAUUUAAUAUUUUCAAGUAUUUUAAUAUGUAAACCUCAAGGGGAUGCUGUUAAUUAGUAAUGAAUAAUAACAUUGUCAUCUUAGAGAAAUUAAA
Cherax quadricarinatus is the source of this 4307-nucleotide messenger RNA. NCBI's taxonomy places the organism in Eukaryota, Metazoa, Arthropoda, Malacostraca, Decapoda, Parastacidae. The record is from RefSeq and is a predicted model, not a curated record.